Verruconis gallopava is the source of this 6847-nucleotide messenger RNA. RefSeq lists its product as uncharacterized. The transcript has 2 exons. Gene Ontology annotation, molecular function: guanyl-nucleotide exchange factor activity. The coding region runs from base 476 to 6544 and encodes 2022 amino acids. Gene Ontology annotation, biological process: regulation of ARF protein signal transduction. NCBI's taxonomy places the organism in Eukaryota, Fungi, Ascomycota, Dothideomycetes, Venturiales, Sympoventuriaceae. The record is from RefSeq and is a predicted model, not a curated record.
ACACUACUUGUGACCACUUUGCCAGAACGAACAAGGGACAAACAAUCCCGCUCACCCACGCCCGCUACGUUCGUAUACAGAUCUGCAAGAAGGGACGGUGUCUCUCAGAGCCGUGGGUGCGUGUGCAUAUCCUGUGCAUGGCAUCGCUUUCUUCGUCCGAGAUUUGAGACUUGUGACCAGCUAAAUUACACCCGCCGCCCAUACUCCAGCACAUAUCUCAUCCAGUAUACCGAGGUGCCACACACAUCCCACCCGCAAACACAUCAUUCUCCUUCGUGCGCCCAAUUGGCGACAAUGCAUGCCUAGGGCACAGCGCAUGCAGCACCAGCUUGGCCAUUUGAUAGCUGAGGGAGGAGAAGCUGCUGCCGCCUAGCGGAGAGCCCGGACGAAGACGAAAGUGAGAGUGUAAGAGUAAGAAAGAAGAGAGGAAGGAAAGGGGAAGGAAACAGCGAUAUCGUCGAGUAAAUCGGUAGCCAUGGCGGACGGCUUUCCAGACUACAGCUCGCCGCAGAUCACGUUCGAGGAGCCGCCCAGGCAGAAGAGAGACAACAGCAAGGCAUCGCGAGAUAGCUCACGGAAUCCAGAGAACAAUGGACCAGCGACGAGCAACCGACCACCGAAUAUCGAUAUUGGGCAGCGUCAGCUGCCCGACGAUGCAUCCGCGGCGAAAACUCCAGAAAGCAUCGGAGAAACAAGAGAUGGGCCAAACCCGGCCACGCCAACGAUCGUGGAGCCUGCCGAGGGCACACCUGCAGACACCGACGCAUCAUCGCCGCAGCCGUCGCCCUUUGCUACAGAUGGUCACAAUCAGCAGACGGUGCAUACACGUAACCGGACCGACUCCGCGUCCACCACCAUGACGGCUGCUCCACGUGUGCCGGGCGCCACGCGCAGCUCCCUCGUCUUCGUAAUCAAGUCGCUCGAGAGCAUCGCCGAUGCAAAGGAGGCUCGCAGAAACAAGAAACUGCAGGAUGCGCUGCAACGCGCGCUUACAGCGAUAAGAAGCGACGAAACGGCACCGGGAGCGAGCGAUCUCAGCCCGGAGGUGCUGUUCGAACCACUGCAACUGGCCUCGGAGCUGCAGACUGUAAGCGUUGUUACCACGGCGCUUGACUGCAUAGGCAAGCUAAUCAGCUACUCGUACUUCUCGCUACCUGCCGCCACCGCCGAAAAUCAGCAGCAACAGCAACCAGCUGACGCACCGCCGCUUAUCGAACGCGCCAUCGACACGAUCUGCGACUGCUUCCAGAGCGAGGCCACCCCGGUCGAGACGCAGGUUCAGAUCGUAAAAUCGCUGCUCGCUGCCAUCUUGAACGACAAGAUUGUCGUGCAUGGCGCCGGCCUUCUAAAAGCCGUACGACUGACAUAUAACAUCUUCCUGUUAUCAAAAAACGCAUCGAAUCAGAUGCUGGCGCAAACAGCGCUGACGCAAAUGCUUGACACGGUGUUUGAGAGAGUCAAGGCGCGAUUGGCGGCCAAAGAGGCUAGGAUCUCGGAGUCCAAGAUUGCGCUUGAAAGAGAGCAAGGCGUCGAAGGAGAUGUGCCCAAGGAGAAUGGCCAUGGGGAAGACAAGAUGGAGAAUGGCGCUACUCCUGCCACAGAAGGCUCUUCUUUCAACGGGCGAGAUGCGCAUGAAGACGGCGACGGCGAAGAUGAUGCAUCGGAGACCGCAUCGACGGCACCUAGUGACGUGCCUGUCGAGAAGCGGGACGCGCCCAAGAUGACCCUGCAGAGUUUCGAAAACAGGAAGAGCUUCGAUGACGCGAAGAUCACAGAUACAGCGCCAACACUGGUUACACGGGUGAAAGACCGCGCGCGCUCGAAGCGCACUACAUCUGGCGCCAACGAACCAUCCGCCGAGGCUGCUGAGGACGAAGAGGAUGAGAUCUUUAUCAAGGACGCGUACCUCGUGUUCCGAGCCAUGUGUAGACUUAGCACCAAAGCGCUGCCUGUCGAGCAUGUGCUGGAUCCCAAGUCUCAAGGCAUGAGGUCGAAGUUGUUAUCUCUGUACAUCAUCCACUCUCUGAUCAGCAAUCAUACCGUUGUGUUCACCUCUCCCUACGCAACAAUCCGGUCAUCCAACGAUGAGCCAACUUCCUUCAUCCAGGGCAUCAAACAGUACCUAUGCCUGUCGCUCAGCCGCAACGGGCCCUCGUCUUCGCGCCCGGUCUUCGAGGUCAGCCUGGACAUCUUCUGGCUUAUGUUGAAGUAUCUGCGUGUGAUGCUCAAGAAGGAAAUCGAGGUAUUCCUUAAAGAGAUUUACUUUGCCAUCCUUGAGAAGCGCGCCUCUCCCGUGUGGCAGAAACAGAUGAUCCUCGGCAUGUUUGCACGACUGGCGCAGGAACCUAGAGCACUCGUCGAGGUUUACCUCAAUUACGACUGCGACCGCACCGCGCUCGAUAAUAUGUUUGAGCGCAUGAUGCAGCACCUUAGCGCUCUCUCUUCUGCGCCCGUUAAGGUCUCGAGCGUCCAGCAGCAUGCAUUCAUAGAGUACCAGGCACGAUCCUCCGAUAAUCCCUCAGCCGACCUGCACGGUCGUGUUCUAAGAAAUCUGUCGACAGCGGCUAUGAGCGCCGCCCCGGAGCCAGAGAAGGAGUUCCCUCCUGAAUAUGCCAUGAAAUACGAGGCUCUUGAAGCCAUGGUCGAUGUCCUCCGAUCGAUGGUCAAUUGGUCGCAGCAGAACGUCGCCGAGAACAAUGUGGGCAUAGGCAAUGGAGAUAUGAGGAGAUCUGCCGAUAAUACAUCGCGCGAGAGCCUUGAUCAGCAGAGCAUGCAUCGCGACCCAUCCAUGUCGUCUGUCGCAUCGCCGCGCGUGGGAAGUGAUAGCCCUAGUGGCAUGUCCACGCCGCUCGCCGAAGACGAUGCCGGCUACCUCGAGCGAGAGAAGCAGCAGAAGACCGCAUUAGCAAACGCCAUACGUCUUUUCAAUUUUAAGCCCAAGCGUGGCCUUGCCGCGCUACUGAAAAAUGGUUUCAUAGCCUCGGACGCGCCGCAGGAUAUCGCCAGGUUUUUGCUCGGCAACGACAGCAUUAACAAAGCGACCCUAGGUGAAUUCCUGGGCGAAGGCGAACCGGAGAACAUUGCAAUCAUGCACGCCUUUGUAGACCUGAUGGAUUUUAGGCAAACCCGUUUCGUGGACGCGUUGAGACGCUUUUUGCAAAGCUUCAGACUGCCUGGCGAGGCCCAGAAGAUCGAUCGUUUCAUGCUCAAAUUUGCAGAACGCUACAUAGCCGGCAAUCCGAAGGCGUUUGCCAACGCGGACACGGCAUAUGUCCUCGCGUACUCCGUCAUCAUGCUCAACACUGAUCAGCACUCGACGAACAUCAAGUCGAAGCGCAUGACGCCCGAGGACUUCAUCAAGAACAAUAGGGGUAUCAACGACAACGCUGACCUCCCUGACGAAUACCUCAGGGGCAUCUACGACGAGAUUCAUAACCACGAAAUCGUGCUCGACACGGAGCGCGAGACGGCAGCCAACUUGGGUAUGCUGACGCAACCCCAGGCCACGGGGUUGGCUUCGACCAUUGGCCAGGCCGUAGCCAUCGCGAGCCGCGACCUGAGGAAAGAGGAAUACGCACAGACUGAGCAGUUUGCCAACCGCACUGAACAGCUCUACAAGUCGCUUCUGAGGGCACAGCGACGUGGCGCUGCCAAAAAAGAAGUCUCACGGUUCAUACCUGCUUCAUCGUUCAAACAUGUGGGUCCCAUGUUCCAGGUUAGCUGGAUGGCAUUUCUACCCGCCCUCGCCGGUGCCGCACAAGAAACGGAGAAUUUCGAGAUGGUCAAGCUUUGCAUGGAGGGCAUGAAGCUUGCGAUCCGCAUCUCGUGCCUCUUUGACCUGCAAGACCCGCGCCAGGCGUUUGUGCAGAAGCUUGCGAACCUUACGAAGCUGUACAAUAUCAGUGAGAUGAAGGUGAAGGAGCUUGAGGCGCUCAAGGCCCUGCUGGAAGUUGCACAACUGGAAGGUAACCAGCUCAAGGAGGCGUGGCGCGACGUGCUCACUUGCAUCAGCCAGCUGGAUCGGUUCCAGCUCAUUUCGACGGGUGUGGACGAAGGCGCCGUCCCGGACGUGUUGCGUAUGCAGCGUUCCAGCACGAGCUCCUCCUCGUCUUCGCGGCGCAAUCUUAACGUGCCCAAACAGCACCGACCGCGCCAGCACAGUGGCACCAUCAACUACCGCGCCGACAUCGCCGAGGAGUCGCGCUCCGCCGACAUCGUACGCAGCGUGGACCGCAUCUUCACUAACACAGCUCACAUGUCCGGCGAUGGCAUCCUAUAUUUCGUCAAGGCGCUUACCCAAGUUUCAUGGCAGGAGAUCCAGUCUUCGGGUCAGUCAGAGUCGCCGCGCACUUACUCGCUCCAGAAGAUCGUAGAGGUCUCGGGCUACAACCUGACGCGGGUGCGUUUCGAAUGGGCAUCCAUUUGGGCAGUGUUGGGCCAGCACUUCUCUCAGGUCGGCUGCCACACCAACACCAACGUCGUAUUCUUUGCGCUUGACUCGCUGCGCCAGCUGUCGAUGAAGUUUCUAGAAAUUGAGGAGCUGCCCGGCUUCAAGUUCCAGAAGGACUUUUUGAAGCCGUUUGAGCAUGUCAUCGCCAACAGCCAGGUUGUGCCAGUGAAGGACAUGGCGCUCAGGUGCUUGAUUCAGAUGAUUCAAGCACGCGGCGCCAACAUCAAAUCCGGUUGGCGGACGAUGUUUGGCGUCUUCACUGUGGCUGCUAAGGAGCCAUACGAGGGCAUUGUCAACCUGGCCUACGACAACGUGACUAAGAUCUACAACGACUAUUUCGGCGUCGUCAUCACCCAGGGUGCGUUCGCCGACCUGAUUGUCUGUCUGACGCAGUUUUCCAAGAACCAGAAAUUUCAGCGCAAGUCCCUGCAGGCGAUCGAGAUGCUUAAGUCAACCGUCUCGAAGUUGCUCAAGACUCCUGAGUGCCCGCUCUCGGUGCGGGCGAGCAAAGCGAAGGCACCAGAGGGCCCAUUGCAACUUACGCAGCAAACACAGGAAGAGCAGUUCUGGUUCCCGGUUCUGUUCGCGUUCCACGACGUGCUCAUGACGGGAGAUGACCUCGAGGUGCGCUCGAGGGCGCUGAACUACCUGUUCGAGACACUUAUGCGGUACGGCGGCGACUUCCCGCUCGACUUCUGGGAUAUCCUCUGGCGACAGCUUCUUUAUCCCAUAUUCAUGGUCCUGCGAUCCAAGUCCGAGAUGUCCAAGUUCGCGACGAAUGAGGACCUGUCGAUAUGGCUGUCCUCGACCAUGAUCGAGGCUCUGCGGAAGAUGAUUGCACUGUUCACCCACUUUUUUGACUCUUUAGAAUACAUGCUUGAUCGUUUUCUGGAGCUGCUAAUCUUGUGCAUCUGUCAGGAGAACGAGACACUGGCACGAAUUGGCAGCAACAGCUUACAACAGCUCAUUCACGAAAACGUGAACAAGUUCACACCCGAUCACUGGUCGAAAAUCGUCAGCGCGUUCGUCGAGCUGUUCACAAGGACAGAAGCUACCGCGCUCUUCUCUGCCGCAACGUCGGGUGGCUAUAACAAGACGCCGUCCAACGGCUAUUUCGAGCCUCAAAGGUCACCUCCUCCAUCGGACACGGCGAGCGUUUCCGACCUACCCCUAAACACUCAGCCUUCUCAGACGUCCGAAACAGAUGCAAGUCGUGGCGAAAAUGCUCUCGGUAUCAACGGCAUAUCUGCGCAGCCACCGCAAACCCGAGUUUCGCCUGAUCCGGACUCGCCCACCACACCUCGUGCGGUCCCUCAGCCUCAACUGGAAAAUUUCCACGCGGAGACCGCUCCCGAGACUCCGGUCGUCGUGACGGCAGCACGCCGCCGCUUUUUCAAUCAAAUUAUUACUAAAUGCGUGCUCACCCUCCUCAUGAUCGAGACGGUCAACGAGCUGUUCUCCAAUGACACCGUAUACGAAAAGAUCCCAUCCACAGAACUGCUGCGCCUUAUGGCGCUGCUCAAGAAGAGCUACCACUUUGCCAAACGCUUCAACAACGACCGCGACCUGCGCACGCGCCUUUUUAAGGAAGGCUUCAUGAAGCAACCGCCCAACCUGCUCAAGCAAGAGUCAGGCGCCGCGAGUGUAUACGUCAACAUCCUCUUCAGAAUGUUUCUCGACACGUCUGCAUCGCGUGUCGCCUCGCGAGAGCAGACGGAGGAUGCGCUUGUCCCUCUGUGCGCGGACAUCAUCUCCUCGUAUAUCGAUCUUGACGAAGUGACUCAGCAGCGCAAUAUCGUCACCUGGCGGCCCGUCGUGAUCGAAGUUCUCGAAGGCUACUCUGGUUUCCCUGAGACGGAGUUCGAAAAGCACGUCGGAACGUUUGCGCCGCUUCUUGUCGGUCUCAUGGGCCGUGACAUGGGACCGGAGCUGCAGAGGGCCGUUCAGGGUGUCCUAGCGCGCAUAUUUGAGGUCAAGCUUGGCCUAGAUAUACCCGUGGUCCUGGGUCGCGGGCUGGUCACGCCAGUAAGCGAGAGGGGUAGCAGUGUGUUCGGAGGCACAAGUAGGAGGAGCAGCAAGACGAGUAGACAUUGAAGGUGGAGGGUUACUUUUUUUCGCAUGUCCAUGUUCAAAUGUAUAGAUUGGGUUACACCUGCAUCAGCUUACUUUCUCCUUUCUCUCAUUUUUAUCCGACUAUCUCGCUCUCAAGAUAUGACCGUCUUCGAGGGAAACGGAUGGGAGUUGGUGAAUAUUUGGGCUUAAGUUCGACGCCUCAAGUCUACAUGUAUGUAUGUAUGUAUGUAUGUGUGAGUGAGAAGAGUUUUAUUGGAGAAUAGCGCACAGUGUUUGUGUCGUACGUCUUUCAGCGACGUACUCCGCAGCACUCUUUGUUGGUCA